Rhincodon typus (whale shark) is the source of this 402-nucleotide messenger RNA. RefSeq names its product high mobility group protein HMGI-C-like. Gene Ontology annotation, molecular function: transcription coregulator activity; DNA binding. The transcript is spliced from 4 exons. The record is from RefSeq and is a predicted model, not a curated record. NCBI's taxonomy places the organism in Eukaryota, Metazoa, Chordata, Chondrichthyes, Orectolobiformes, Rhincodontidae. Gene Ontology annotation, cellular component: nucleus; chromatin. Bases 1 to 402 code for a protein of 133 amino acids. Gene Ontology annotation, biological process: regulation of DNA-templated transcription.
AUGAGCAACAGUGGGGCAAGAGAGGGACCAUCCAGGCAGACCGCAGCAGCUGCCAAACAGCCGACUCCAGCAGCUGAACCCGUGAGGAGAGGACGAGGAAGACCCAAGAAGCAGCCUCAAGAACCUACUGGACCUCCUACUCCGAAGCGACCUCGAGGAAGACCAAUUGGCAGCAAGAACAAGGAACCGCGAGCCGUCCGAAAGAAAGCAGAGCCACCUAGAGUGAAACGGCCUAGAGGAAGACCGAGAAAAUGGGAAGUUGAAGUAAAGACGUCUCAUGUUCUGUGUGAUGAAGUAUUUGUUCUGUCAAAUGGUAUUGAGGCUGAUUAUCUUGGGGGUGAUCAAGUGGAGAAAGGUAGGAGAAACCCUGUAUCCAUAGGAGAUGAGAAGAAUGAGAGGUGA